Molecule: messenger RNA, 1129 nt
Organism: Ectocarpus siliculosus
Lineage: Eukaryota; Phaeophyceae; Ectocarpales; Ectocarpaceae
Source: the annotation of a GenBank genome assembly
CCCCCCCGACGACAAAAAUCCCACUUCCGGAGGAAGUCUAAAGAGGCACAAGCUGUCAAACUGUCAAACGAGAGGGCAGAUGUCGAGUCAUGCCACGUCUAUCUCGGCUUAAUGAACUGUAGCCUCGGCCGGCGAAAACCCAGGACAUCGCUCCAGCCCGGCAGUGUGGGCAUGCGAGGUCAACGGUCUAACGGCUACGGCAUGCGUUGACUUGAGGACACCCCUCCUAUGUGUUUGCCGAAACCCCCGCAAGGCGGUUGUCUAACACACCAUCGUGUGCGUGUGCUGGUUCUUUUCCCCGUGCGCUCCCCCAGAUGCGUCCGAUGCGGUAGCGGGAACGAGCGUCGUCGUUGUGGCGGCGGAUACUGAGUCAAGCGGUGGCCAGGCCCUUGGCAUUUUGCUCGGCCUGGGGUCGGCGUGCUUCGGCGGCAUGUACAUCCUCAACGCUAAGUCGGCGAGGAACAAGGUGGAGGUGUCCCACUUCGCCUUCAUCGCUUCCAUCGUGCCGGCCGCCCUGUGCACGGUGGUCCUCCUGGCGGCCUACGGCGGCAGCGCCGAGGGGAGGGUGCUGCUGUUCGGCACGUCGGGGCUGUUGGGGUGGACGCAGACCCCUGGGCUCGUGCUGGUGCAGGUUGUGACGUCUGUCCUGGGUGAUAUGGUCGGCAACUUCGGUUUCUACCUGCUUCUCAAGUACAUUUCUCCGCUGGUGGUGUCCCUGGCAAGUCUCACGGUGCCCCUCCUAACCGUCGUGGAGGGCCUCAUGCUAGGCGUCGUGUCUCCCCCCGGCAUCCUCUUCGGUAUCGGCGCCUUCCUGAUCCUGACCGGGGCGGGCACGGCGUCGAUGGUGACGCUGCUGCCCCACACGGAGGUGUUCGACGCGACCGACGCGGUCAAGACGACAAACGAGGGGGUCGGGGACGCCGACAAGAGCCCGGUACCGGGCUCGAGCUUGACCAGCUCCCCCGCAUUGGGGUACGGCAGCGUCAACGGCAGGGGUGGCGGAGGGGGCAAAGCCACCUCGCGCGUGCAGUCCAGUAAGGGGGAGUUGCGACCCCUGCUCUCGCUGGAGGCGGAGGACAAGAAGGCGGAGAGCGGCUCGCCGGAGCAGCCCUCGCUGCUGUUCAAGUAG